Molecule: messenger RNA, 4134 nt
Organism: Cyclocybe aegerita
Lineage: Eukaryota; Fungi; Basidiomycota; Agaricomycetes; Agaricales; Hemipholiotaceae
Source: the annotation of a GenBank genome assembly
AUGCCCAAAGAUACCACAGCUACGUCAAAUGCGCCGCUGACUCAAGAUCGAAGAUACAACACGCGUCCGAGGAAGGCAGCAACUGGGACAAGUACCGCCACUACGAAGUCCACACGACCCGCUAAGAAGUCAACCAACUCUCGGGUUGCCAGGCCCACUUCGAGAAGCAAUGCCUCUGUAGAGGUACAGGAGUCUCGGGAAGAAUUUCGAGGCAGGAUUGAAGUGUCUGGUGCGGCAGCUGGUGAGCUGACCGGGACGUGCAAUCCGGAUGUUGCCUCAGCCAGUAGUAGUGCCAACGCCGUCAAAUUGAAUCCUGUAACACUCCCUGUAUUGUCAACGGUCCAAGUUCACGCACAAGCGUCUACUGCAACUACAGGUCCUCCUGAAGCAGCACCGCAGAUUAGUUUAAUUAAGAAGACCAACAGCGACACGACUAUUCAGAAAAAUAAGGCACCGUUCCUUUCCAACCGCCUUGCUCUCAUCGUCUCGCCUGCAACAAAGAAGGCAACGCCGAAAGUGGUCAAGGAGUCGGCAAUUCCUAUGAUACUCAAGAACUUCGUGGGACUGCCGCUGGACAUCAUUCUUGAGAUUUGCUCGUACAUCGAUCCCAUGGACCUGCUCAACCUAACACGCGUGUCUAAAUUAUUCCGCGAGUUUUUCAUGUCGCGGGCCACUUUGUCGAUCUGGCGUAAGGUUCUCGAACAAGAGGGCCUGCCAAAAUGCCCUGAAGAUAUGAGCGAUCCUCAGUAUGCAAGUUUGAUGUUCGACGAGUUUUGUAUGGCCUGUCUUAGCACACGCGGUACCGUGAAGCCAGAUUAUAAGCUGAGGCUUCGACUCUGCGUAGGGUGUGCGAAGGCAAAUGUUGCCAACGGCUAUGGACUGAUGUAUCGCUUCGGCCAAAGCGCGAAAUCGGUCUUCACACUCUUGCCCUCGUCUUUUGUUUCCCGAGAUGGCUUUGAAUGGCCUAUCAAACCUCCGUCUACCGCUUUUUCCAGCGCGGAAAACAAUGAAGGAACGCAUUACAUCAUCCCGGAGGCGGCCCUCAUGCUUGAUAAGUACGAUGAGCUAUCUCGGUCAGAGUACGCGUCUUUCGCGACUGAACAUCAGGCACGGGCGACGAGGAUGAUGAAUGAAGGUCACGCUCUUCACCAUUGGGACAUUCUUCGGCAAGGGCGCAAGGAAAAGGCCAAAGAGGACAUGGAAGAUGUUCGUCGUUAUUUGAUGCUCGAAGAAAUGAAGAGGCUCGGCUGGGAAGAGAAAUACUUCCCUGACGACUCUGACGACUCGGAUACCGAGAAGUGGGACAAGUACUUGAACCAGAAGAAAGAGUUUACUCUUCGAAGUUGGAAGGCCCUCAAGCCCAAGCUCGAGCAAAUCUACAAGAAGAGCAAACGUGGCAUCAUGUUCAACGCAAUUGCACGGCGAUUUGAAGACGCCUACCUCGAAUUCAGGAAGAACGAAUCUGACCUUCUCAAGCGCGUCGCCCUGCCACCGCUGAGCGAGGUUCAGGCCCUGUGCCCGUCCCUCGCUCCCUUUCUCAUUAAGAACGAAUGGGAACCGCGUUCAGAUGAGGAUAUCCAUAACUUUAUGAGCACGGUUGCGAAGGAGACGCAGGGGUUCUUACCCAAUGCCCGGAAAGACUUAGUGGCACUGCUACGGAGGGGCGGAGCGAUUACGGGGUCAGAGCUUGACGAGAUGGUUUUGGGCAGAGCGUCAGCGCUGUUCUUUUGUAGGUGCAGGAAGUGUCACGAGAAAAAUCGCGCUGGGACCCAGUUAUUCGCCUACCCGGAGGUCGUGGAUCACUGGGUCUCGGCGAAUAGCGAUAAGGCAAAGUGGGAAGUAGCGAAGAUAGAUAUUUUCGCUAAGGGUGAUGUUAUUCAGGCCGCAAAGGACGUGCUUGUUGCGUUGGGGCUGGAGAAGGGAUGUCGAAGAGAUGAAAUGGAGAAGCUCGGGAAGCUUGCAUGUCGGUGUGGAUGUGUACAUAACUGUGGGCCGCUGACGUUCGAGAGAUUGGUGUACCACGUAUACAGAAAGAGAGAGGAGUAUGCCACGAUGCGGCAAAGAGUCCUCGACGAUGCUCAGACUAAGGCUGAGGCCCUUCUGCUCAAUUCGCAUGCUGCUGAGCGGCUGCCUUCUUUCGUUGUUCGUGCUGGUAAGGCGGUCGAUGAGGCAAGGGCUCAAGUGAACGCGAAUCCGCCGAGCAAGAAGAAGAGCGAGCUAUCAAUCAAGUACAUCGGUGCGUGGAUGGAGAACAUAGGACCAUCUCUGGAGAGGCUUUUUGUCGCUGAUAGGUUGCGCCUCAUUAUACCUCCAGAAUUCGAAAAACCCCUUCAUCUACUGGUUCCAGCCCAAGGCUUCCUUGCGAAGCGUCGAAUUGGGGCGCUGAAGCUCUUUUUGGAUCUUCCACUUGACGUCAUUUUUGAGGCCAUUUCGUACCUCAGUCCAGCGGAUGUACUCACAUUGACGCGUGUUUCGAGAGAAUUUCGGUCGUUGUUCCUGUCGAGAUCGAGUUCGCUUGCAAUCUGGCGUCGGGUGGUGGUGCAAGUGCCUGGUCUUCCUCCAUGCCCCGAGGAUCUCGAUGAACCACAGUAUGCUAGUCUUGUUUACGAUAAAUUCUGCAUGGCGUGUGGCAGUACGCGAGGUGUACUAACAACUUAUUACCGGCUGCGAUUGAGGUUUUGUACGAAGUGCGCAAAACGAAAUCUCAUGGAUGGCUACGAUAUUCGUUCUGAGGGCUACGCCUAUUCCGACACCACACUGUUCCUCGAAAUUUUGCCAUCUUCGGGGAUAGAUUACGAGGGUCACGAUCCGAAUAACAGAGACCAGAAAGUUUCGACGCUCAACGACCUUGAAGCAUUAUACUUCAAACCAGAGGUCGAAGAUAUCAUCGGACAUGUUAUGGAGAUCAUUCAAGCAAUGGGCGACAAUCCAAACUUUGAAGAAAUAUUUUCUCUCAUUGUAGGGGAUCAAAUUUCGGUUGCCUCGAGGAUGAUACAGGAAGGGAUUUUGCUUGAACAGUGGCAAGCUGAUCAGAAUGAUGCGGCUGCGACCGAGAAAGAAGCCCUGACCACAACCAGAUAUGAGAGAAUCAUGCAAGAGAUCGCUGCUUUGGGCUGGGAAGAGUACUACUUCCCUACUGAGUACAGUCCGGGGACGCAGGAGGAUCUUGAGCAGUGGAUGAAGUUUCUCUUUCAAGCGAAAGAGUUCACCGUCCGUGGAUGGAAGGCCAUACGACCGAAAAUGGAGGCCAUCUACCUGCGAUCGAAGGAACUAAUCCGGAUCAAUACUCUUCUCGACCUUAUCCAAGACGAGUUCCUGGCCUGUCGCUCGAGACUCCCCGUUGAACGCCGCCGCCAGACUCCAGGAUGGCAGGAUACGUUGGACGACCCUCGUCUAGAUAUAUUCAUUGAACAGACACACGCGACCAACUGGACAUCAGAUAAUAUUUGCACAUUUGUGGACGCGCUGUUGGCUGACACUGCUGACUUUUUCUCUCGCGUCCAAGCCGAAGUCGUUGACAAAGUCGUGAAGUUCUAUGCGAUGCCACCGCAUCCGUCGGUCUUGAAGGAAGCAAGGAUGCUCUUUCGGUGCCAAAGGCAUGAAUGCGCAGGCAUGCGGACGUACAUUCCGUUCCGCGACGUUGUUGACCACCUUGUCGAGACCCACCCUGAAGAAGGAUGGUUCCAAGCGUCGGACUUCAUGAAACCCAAUAUCGAUGCGACAUGUUCCAGACUGCAAGCGAUGUCCUCUGCGCCCUCGGCUUCGCAGAGGAUACUUCCUACGAAACGCUCGAGCGUAUGGGCAAGUUCAAAACCGAUGACGUUUGAGAAGCUCGUCUUCCACGUCUACUCAGAGCAACAGUGGUGCAAGCAGAAAUUGCAGCAGGUCCACCCCUCUCGGCUUCAUCGCGUCAACGAUCUCCUCGAAGAUUCCCACAAUCUGCAAAGCCUGCGAGACUUCUUGGACUCUGUGCCCGGGGCCGGAGAAAGCGAAGAACCUUCAACGGAUGGUGCAGAGGACACCUUCCUUCUCCCCCAGCAGCACCGAUGCCAAUGGUGCUUCUCGUUGACGAGGCGGGUCCACCUGUCACAAAUCGAGCAUGAGACGAUAGACUUCCACAUGAAAGCUAGGUGA